AACUGUGCAACAGCAUUUCAAAAUUUCCUGCAUGGCGCUUGACCGUGCGCUCUUGGCGAUACAAAGCCUGGAAGGAAAAUUGGAUUUGCGAUUGGAUGCCGAAUCAAUACGGAUCGCCAAACUCAUCAAGGAGGAUGAUUUGAACGCAUAUUCAGUUCUUCAAGGGGUGCCAACGGCAGAAAAGAAGGCUCUUGUCGAAUUGUGCGCUUCACUGGACAUUCUCGACAAAGCGAUGGGUGCGUUGUGCGGAAUGGCAGUAGGUGACGCUCUCGGACAUCCCUUUGAGUACAUCACCGUCACUGACGAAGAAGGAACAUCACACUUUGACCUCGCCACUUUGGAAUUCCAUGGUGAGUUCAACAAAUUUGCUUGCAAGAGGGGCCAGUGGACGGAUGAUGCUUCCAUGGGUUUAUGCAUGGCGGAUUCGUUGAUCAUUUGUAGACGUUUCGAUGGAAGUGACAUGCGGAGACGCUUCUGGUGCUGGUGGUUCCGUGGCUACAACAACGCCUUUCGGAAAGACGAUAGCCGCGACUCAAAGAAGUCCAUCGGCCUUGGGGGAAAUACGCAGAAGUCCCUGGAACCGCUUGAAACUUUUGCAGAUGGAGGCAUUGUUCCCCCGGUGUACGAAUCCGCCAGUGACGAUGCUGGCAAUGGUAGUUUGAUGAGGUUGGCGCCUGUCCCUAUCUUCUGCCACUCAGCCGACUGCAAGACACUUCACAGUUUGGCCCGACAGUCAUCUGUGACAACUCAUCCAGGAUAUGUUGCAGGUGAGUCAUGUGCUUUCUUCUCUCACCUUGUGAGGAAGGCACUUUAUGUCCCAAGAGGUUCAGUCAGCAUCAAGGAGUUCCUGGAUGCUGCAGCUGAGGACUUCUACCAAGCGUCUGGCCUGGCAGAUCGCAGUGGUCCUGGUGCUGAUGAGAUGAAGUGGCUUGUGACCUCCAGCCCGGUGCAAGACACGGAGCGGUGCUGGAAUUGGAAGAAUGAGACCCUGGACAUUGCAGGCACACUGGCCGCGCGUGGUUGGAGCUACAACGGAUAUCCCGUUUCUGCAGACUAUUUCGGAUCAUACUCGCUUGAUGGCUUGGCUGGUGCUCUAUGGGCAGUAUAUCACACCAGGUCGUUUGAUGAGGCUGUUGUCCGGGCAGUAAAUCUCAAUGGCGAUGCGGACAGCUUUGGAUCCAUGGCAGGUCAACUUGCAGGAGCUUUCUAUGGCUUCUCUUCCAUCAACAGCCAAUUUGUUGAGUGGCUUGCGAGGUGGGAUGACUAUGAAACGGCGGUUCGCGCCCUGCUGCUGUACAAAAUUGGAGCGGAUGUUCAAGAAGCCGAAUGACAUGGACCAAUGGACCUCAGCAUUUGCACUCCGCUUGAAAA
This is a messenger RNA of Cladocopium goreaui, 1371 nucleotides long. Lineage: Eukaryota; Dinophyceae; Suessiales; Symbiodiniaceae. The record is from the annotation of a GenBank genome assembly.